AUGGCAGGAUCGGGCACCGCUGAGCUUCGCACGCCAGUUUUCAAUGGAGAAAACUAUGAGUUCUGUAGUAAUCGAAUGAAAACCAUUCUGAAAUCUCAUGGGUUGUGGGAUUUUGUUGAAAAUGGUUUCGAUGUUUCAGAUCCAGCGAAGGAUAAGAAGAAGAUAGAAGAGACUGCGGUCGCUGAAGUGGAGAAGCCUACGAUGGCAGAGCUUCUAAUGAAGGAUGCUCGCGCACUUGGGUUGAUCCAAGGUGCCGUUUUAGAUCAAAUCUUACCCAUAAUUGUGAACGAGAAGACCUCAAAGGGUGCUUGGGACAUUCUAAAUCAGAAGUUCAGAGGAGAUAAGCAAGUAAGGAGCUUAAAAUUACAAGGUUUGCGUUGUGAAUUUGAAUACACUCGUACGAAAGAUAGCGAGUCAUUAUCUAUAUACCUUGCUAGACUGUUCGAUAUAAUGAAUCAAAUGAAGAGUUAUGGUGAGGAUCUGUCUAGGGAAAGAGUUGUGCAAAAAUUGUUGAUUAGUUUGCCUAGAUCAUAUGACCCUAUUUGCUCUGUGAUUGAACACUCUAAGGACCUUGAAACUCUUGAGGUUCAAGAGGUUGUUGCCUCUCUGAAAAGCUUUGAGCUCAAAUUGGAUAGACAUGCUGAAGACUCUACAGAAAUGGCUUUUGCUAGUCUAAAUGUUGGAGGCAAAAAUUCUGCAGGUGGAGGGAAGCCUAAAUGCACAAGUUGUGGGAAGUUUGGGCAUGUGCUCAGAGACUGCAAUGGAAAUAAAUCUAUACAGAAGGUGAACUAUGUAAACCAGGUUGAAGAAACUGGUGAUAAAAGGUUACUAGUUAACAUUCAAAGGAAUCUGACUUCCAAGGUGAAGAUGGGAACUGGAGAAAUUGUGCAGGUUGCAGGAAAGGGAACUCUUGUGAUAGAGACCAAAUUGGGAAGGAAGCACAUUUAA
Messenger RNA from Prunus persica (peach), 948 nucleotides. RefSeq lists its product as uncharacterized. The coding region runs from base 1 to 948 and encodes 315 amino acids. The record is from RefSeq and is a predicted model, not a curated record. Gene Ontology annotation, molecular function: nucleic acid binding; zinc ion binding. The transcript has 3 exons. NCBI's taxonomy places the organism in Eukaryota, Viridiplantae, Streptophyta, Magnoliopsida, Rosales, Rosaceae.